Rhododendron vialii is the source of this 2865-nucleotide messenger RNA. Its product is annotated as pentatricopeptide repeat-containing protein At3g24000, mitochondrial. The transcript has a single exon. Gene Ontology annotation, molecular function: protein binding; RNA binding; zinc ion binding. Bases 120 to 2099 code for a protein of 659 amino acids. NCBI's taxonomy places the organism in Eukaryota, Viridiplantae, Streptophyta, Magnoliopsida, Ericales, Ericaceae. Gene Ontology annotation, biological process: RNA modification. The record is from RefSeq and is a predicted model, not a curated record.
UUUUCCCCCUUUCUUUUCGUUCGUUUCCUUUCUUUCUUUUCUGCAAGUUCCAAAUAGAGCAGUAUUUUCAAGAAGAGAGUUUCUCCCUCAACAUCUCUACUCAAAAUUCAUGAGAAAGCAUGUAUGUUCUCUCCUCAACCGUUGAUGCAAUCUUGUUAUCAAAAAAUGCAGCGCUCAUUUCCUCCUCUUCUCCAACCAGACCACUCUUUUCGAUGCUUCUCUCUCCAGCAUUCAGAACCUCAUCAUCUGCAUCUACAGCUACUACUACUACCACUACCCUUUCAAAAAAUCCGCAAAUCAACAACAAUGAAGAAGAAAAAAACCAAGAAGAGGAGGAGCUGGACCUAAUCGACAGCGGUUCCCUUGAACAAGACCCCACCCAUUACACCAAGCUACUCAAUAACUGCACCAAACUCAAAAAGCUUCUUGAAGGCCGCAGCAUCCACGCCCACUUCCUCCGUUCCCAGUUCACCCACAACCUCGUUAUCCAAAACACCGUCCUCAACUUGUACGCCAAGUGCGGCAGUAUGGACGAGGCCCGCAAUUUGUUCGAAGAAAUGCCUGAUAGGGAUAUGGUCACUUGGACUGCCUUGAUUACUGGUUAUUCACAGAAUGAUAGGCCCCGUGAUGCGCUUCUUUUGUUCCCACAAAUGUUGCGGUUCGGUUUUGAGCCCAAUCAGUUCACGUUCUCCAGCCUUCUCAAGGCUGCUGGGGCCGUGCCGACAGAUAGGGACGGCAGGCAAGUUCAUGGUUUUGUCAUCAAGUAUGGUGUUGAUUCCAAUGUCUACGUGGGGAGUUCACUUGUGGAUAUGUACGCGAGGUGGGGACUUAUGGAUGAAGCACGGUUUGUGUUUGACAAGUUGGUCAGCAAGAAUGAUGUUUCUUACAAUGCUUUGAUUGCAGGGCAUGCUAGGAUGGAUGAGGGAGAGCAAGCGGUUCGUUUGUUUCGUGUGAUGCAAAGAGAAGAUUUUAGACCUACCCAUUUCACUUAUUCUAGUGUUUUCACUGUUUGUGCUAGUAUUGGAGCCUUGGAGCAGGGAAAAGGGGUACACGCGCAUAUGAUGAAGUUGGGGGAACAGCUCGUUGCGUUUGUUGGCAACACUCUUCUUGACAUGUAUGCGAAAUCGGGUAGCAUUGAGGAUGCAAAAAAGGUUUUUGAUAGACUGGUUAGGCGAGAUGUGGUUUCGUGGAAUUCAAUGCUUAAUGCAUGUGCCCAACAUGGGCUUGGGAAGGAAACUGUCGAACGCUUUGAGCAAAUGCUAAGGGUGGGAAUUGAGCCUAAUGCCAUAACUUUCCUAUGUGUUUUAACUGCUUGUAGCCAUGCUGGGUUAUUGGACAAAGGACAAUAUUACUUUGAAUUAAUGAAGAAGUACAAGGUAGAACCCGAGGUUUCACAUUAUGUCACGAUUGUAGAUCAGCUUGGUCGUGCUGGUCAGUUCGAUCGUGCUAAAAGGUUCAUAGAAAACAUGCCAAUUGAGCCUAAUGCAGCUGUUUGGGGUGCUUUGCUUGGUUCUUGUAGGAUGCAUAAGAACAUGGAGUUGGGGGCAUACGCUGCUGAACGCGUAUUUGAAUUGGGCCCUCGUGAUUCAGGACCUCACGUGUUACUGUAUAAUAUCUAUGCCUCUGGUGGUAGAUGGAGUGAUGCUGCCAAAGUGAGAAAGAUGAUGAAAGAGAGUGGAGUGAAGAAGGAACCUGCUUGUAGUUGGGUGGAGAUCGAGAAUGCUGUCCACGUGUUUGUGGCAAAUGAUGAUGCUCACCCUCAGAAAGAGGAGAUGUGUAAGAAGUGGGAGGAAAUUUGUGGGCAAAUUAAGGAAAUAGGCUAUGUCCCAGACACCAGCCAUGUUCUUUUGUUUGUUGACGAGCAGGAGAGGGAAACAAAGUUGCAAUACCACAGUGAGAAACUCGCUCUAGCAUUGUCCCUUCUCAAGAUGCCGCCUGGAUCCACUAUCCAGAUCAAGAAGAACAUCAGAGUUUGUGGUGAUUGCCACUCAGCAUUCAAGUUUGUGUCUAAGGUAGUGCAGAGAGAAAUUAUAUUAAGAGACACUAAUCGGUUCCAUCACUUCCGUGAUGGCUCUUGUUCUUGUGGGGACUACUGGUAGCUUUAAACGUCACUAACUAAUCAUUACAAGUAGGGUGGUUGUUGGUUUACUACCUGAGUACCUGUGUGUCAAUGGAUAGGCUUGGCAUUGACCAAUUGCAAUGGGCAAAGCUACACAAAGUAAGGGCAGUCAAUAUGGUUGAUAUGAAGUGAAGGACAAUACAAGAUAGGGUAGGAAAGUAGAGAUUUAUUCGGCAAGAUGCUUCAAUCACAUACCAAACUCUAAUGGAAUCACCCAAGGUUUGACUUUCAAAGACUCGGACCCACAGUUUUGACAGUAUUCUCGUCUUUGGCCUUUGGGCACUGGUAUACAAUUUUUGAGCCUCAGACUACACUUGUGCUCCUGCCCAUUCCAAUGCCAUUACAGGGCUGAAGUCAUAUUCUGAAACCUUGAUACUUCUUAUAGGAACAGCGUACCGAGCUAUUUCCUUUAACACAGAACUGUGGAAUUUCGCGUCCUGAGCUUUGGUUACUAAGAGGAAAAUGGGAAGUAUGAGAAGUUGGAGCGAUUCCUAUGCGGUAGGUAACAAAUUUGAUCAGUCGCUUUAUAAACAAGGGAAGCAUGCUCCUCAGGUAAUGCAAAUUCGCACCAUUAAAGUACCUUUUGCUGUGUUCUCAUGCAAAAUAUAGGACUAAAAGUAUCAUGUUGAUAUGUUUUCCUUCUGGUAUUUUUACGCGAAUAGUUACUUUUUGUUAUAUAAACAGCAAUCUGUAGUGCCAUUUAACUGGUGGUUCCAAUAGGUUUAUGUUAUGUGGCUUGCCACAAA